This is a messenger RNA of Ochlerotatus camptorhynchus, 1905 nucleotides long. RefSeq names its product threonylcarbamoyladenosine tRNA methylthiotransferase. The transcript has 4 exons. Gene Ontology annotation, biological process: tRNA methylthiolation. Bases 193 to 1869 code for a protein of 558 amino acids. The record is from RefSeq and is a predicted model, not a curated record. Gene Ontology annotation, molecular function: tRNA (N(6)-L-threonylcarbamoyladenosine(37)-C(2))-methylthiotransferase activity; 4 iron, 4 sulfur cluster binding. Gene Ontology annotation, cellular component: endoplasmic reticulum. NCBI's taxonomy places the organism in Eukaryota, Metazoa, Arthropoda, Insecta, Diptera, Culicidae.
ACGUGCGAACUGUUGUUGCUGCUGGUGCGCUCGGUGCAAUGAAACCCAGAUGAUAAUCCAGAGGUUAUUGGUCUGUGAUUCUGUUCCUGCCGGUGUUUCAAAACAUUUAAUCUUAGUGGACUGAAUGUUUACGCUUUUUUCGGAACAUCGUAUCAAAUCUCCUUCAUCAAAACUUUAAACAGGGUACGUAGGAUGGCAGCCUGUGUGGAAAUAAUAGAUGACAUAGAAGACCUUAUCCAGUCACAGGACAUCACACCGAAGGAGAGAUAUGCCAAUAAAUCGAAUGUAACUGUCCGGGCUAAACGUGUUAAGAAAGCCAUCGAAGCGAAGGCAAAUAAUGUAUCAGUACCAGAAAAAAAUGUGUUGGAAAGCGUUAUUCCAGGAACUCAAACGAUUUAUCUAAAAACAUGGGGAUGUGCGCACAAUAACUCCGACAGCGAAUACAUGGCUGGCCAGCUGGCUUCAUAUGGAUACAAUAUUACUUCCGAUAAAUCGGAUGCAGCUUUAUGGUUGCUCAAUAGUUGCACGGUGAAGAACCCAUCUGAGGACACCUUCCGCAAUGAAAUUCAAGCGGCCAAUAAAAUGGGCAAACACGUCGUUUUGGCUGGAUGUGUUCCUCAGGCUGCACCAAAGUCAGAAUACAUGCAAGGUUUGAGCAUUGUCGGCGUUCAUCAGAUCGAUCGUGUGACAGAGGUUGUAGAGGAAACCCUUAAGGGUCAUUCUGUGCGAUUGCUGCAGGCUAAAAAACUCAAUGGCAAAAGAGUUGCUGGUCCGCAGUUGGCUUUGCCGAAGAUCAGAAAAAAUCCACUGAUAGAGAUAAUUCCAAUCAAUUCCGGUUGUUUGAAUGCUUGUACCUACUGCAAAACAAAAUUCGCUAGAGCUGACCUGGUCAGUUAUCCGGUUGAGGAGAUCCUGGAAAGAGCUUCUAACGUAUUCACCGAAGGGGUUUGUGAAAUUUGGUUAACUUCAGAAGACACUGGAACCUAUGGCCGGGACAUUGGUACAUCGCUGCCGGAAUUACUUUGGAAGCUAGUUGCAGUGAUUCCUGACGGCAGUAUGCUACGUUUGGGUAUGACGAAUCCUCCAUACAUACUUGAACAUUUGGAAGAAAUGGCCAAAAUAUUAGCACAUCCAAAAGUUUACAGCUUUCUUCAUGUUCCUGUUCAAAGCGGUUCGGAUUCUGUGCUGGCUGAAAUGAAACGUGAAUAUUGUAGGUCCGAUUUUGAAAAAAUCGUCGACUAUUUAAAGGAAAAUGUGCCAGGUAUAACUAUUGCUACCGAUAUAAUCUGUGGAUUCCCAACCGAAACGGAAGAGGACUUCGAACAUACUAUGACACUGUGUGGGAAGUACAAAUUUCCUAGUUUAUUCAUCAAUCAAUUCUACCCAAGACCGGGAACGCCUGCAGCGAAUAUGCAACGAAUACCUGCAGAUUUGGUGAAAGGUCGCACCAAGCGUUUGACAGACCUUUUCUACAGUUACGAGCCGUACGUAGGGAAAUACGCAGUGGGUGUUCACCAAAAAGUGCUCAUCACCGAAAUAUCUCACGACAAGAAGCAUUACGUUGGACAUAACAAGUGCUAUGAGCAAGUUCUCUUACCCAUGGAUAAAAAUUUGCUGGGAAAGCUUGUGGAGGUUGAAAUAGUUAACAUAACCAAAUUCAGCAUGAUCGCAAAGGUCAUUCAGGAGGAGAAGGAUUGGGUUAGUUGUACAACCUUUGCGAACAAUAAGCAAACACUAAAAGUGGAUGGAAGCUGUAUCAAGAUCGUUUCAAAGGAUGAACAAGCACACUCAUUGAAUUUCUAUAUUCUUUGUGCAAUCGUGUCUUGUGGUAUUGCUUUGAUUUGUCGUUAUUUUAUGUUUUCGAUGUAAUCAAUAUACAGUUGAUUUAAUAAAUAUCAACAAAAC